CCUAAAACGUUUACAUUACAAAACACACAUAUAUAAUCUCUUACCCACUUUUCUCUCCUUCAUUGAUUUCUAAUAACUUCUUGAGUGAUCAAGUUGCUUCUUGAAAGACCAAACCAACACAAACUAAACUAUAUUGUAAUGGGACUUUCAUUGAGAGCGAGAAGGCGAGGAGGAAACAAGAAGGAAGUACAAGUUCCGGCGAUUUCUUGCUCUGAUGAGGAAGAUAUAACGAUCCCAUCGCAGUUCCAGUGUCCGAUUUCGUACGAUUUGAUGAAAGAUCCGGUGAUUAUCGCCUCGGGGAUCACUUACGACCGCGAAAACAUCGAGAAAUGGUUCGAGUCCGGGUGCAAAACGUGUCCCGUGACUAACACGGUUCUAACCACUCUUGAACAGAUUCCAAACCACUCUAUACGUAGGAUGAUUCAAGAAUGGUGCGUUGUCGCUAAAGGGUCAUCGUUAGGUCGUAUCCCGACGCCACGUGUCCCGGUCACCAGCCAUCAAGCCGUCGAGAUUUGUGGGAAGUUGUUGUCCGCAACGGGGCGGGAGGAUCAUGCGGCGUGUGUGGAGAUGGUCAAGAAGAUGAAGAGAUUAGGGAAAGAGAGCGAGAGGAACAAGAAAUGUUUGAAAGAAAACGGCAUCGGAUUAGUUCUCUGCGUUUGUUUUGACGCGUUUUCGGAAAACGCAAACGCGACGGAUUUGUUGGAGGACGUUAUGGUUUUGCUGACGUGGAUGUUUCCGAUUGGGUUAGAAGGUCAAGCGAGGUUGACUUCUUCGUCGUCGUUUAAGCGUUUGGUCGGUUUUUUGAGAGGCGGGGAUCAAAACGCUGCGAUUUUGGUGAAGGAGCUAUUAUCGCUAGACGAAGCAAACGUUCACGCGUUAGCCGCGAUUAACGGCGUCGAAGAAGCGUUGGUGAGAUCGAUUCGCGAUUCUGUAUCGUUAGCUUCGAUAUACCGGAUGAUCUCGGUUAAACCGGAGAUAACCACGAGGUUUCUGGGAUUGGAUCUGGUUAAUUUAACGGUGGAGAUGCUUGUUGAUUCGGAGAAUAGCGUUUGCGAGAAAGCGUUAUUGGUUCUAAACGCGAUUUGCGAGAGUAACGAAGGGAGGAGAGAAAUCAGAGGAAACGAAUUGGUGAUGCCGAUUCUGGUGAAGAAGAUUUUGAAGGUAUCUGAGAUUGCGAAGAAGGAUUUGGUUUGUGUGAUGUGGAGGAUUUGUAAAAGUGGAGAUGGAUCUGAGGUUGAAGAAGCGUUGAGAUUAGGUGCGUUUAAGAAGCUUGUUGUGAUGUUACAGGUUGGAUGUGGAGAAGGGACGAAGGAGAAAGUUACGGAGUUGUUGAAGAUGAUGAAUAUACAGAUGAAGAUGAAUGGGUUUGUUGAUAAUUCUGAUUCUUCAAUUGAGUUUAAGCAUUUAAAAAGGCCAUUUUAAUUCAAAGAACGAAAAUACACUUGUAUAUUGGAAAUAACCAUUUUUUUUUUCAAAUUAUAGACAAUAUUGUUGGAGGGAUAAAUAUUUUUAGAUUUUGCCAAAUGGAUUAAUGAAUGCUUAAUUAUACAAAUCCCGUUAUGGGAAUGUUU
Molecule: messenger RNA, 1571 nt
Organism: Eutrema salsugineum
Lineage: Eukaryota; Viridiplantae; Streptophyta; Magnoliopsida; Brassicales; Brassicaceae
Product: U-box domain-containing protein 20
Exons: 1
Coding region: 139-1422 (427 amino acids)
Biological process (GO): protein ubiquitination
Molecular function (GO): ubiquitin protein ligase activity
Source: RefSeq, a predicted model, not a curated record